This is a messenger RNA of Musa acuminata AAA Group (dessert banana), 5784 nucleotides long. RefSeq names its product rust resistance kinase Lr10-like. Gene Ontology annotation, molecular function: polysaccharide binding; protein kinase activity; ATP binding. Gene Ontology annotation, biological process: protein phosphorylation. NCBI's taxonomy places the organism in Eukaryota, Viridiplantae, Streptophyta, Magnoliopsida, Zingiberales, Musaceae. The record is from RefSeq and is a predicted model, not a curated record. The transcript is spliced from 4 exons. Bases 119 to 2281 code for a protein of 720 amino acids.
GCCUGGAUUGAUGUCAACAGGGUUUGCGUAGCUUCACUUGAGGUGUACACGGAGGGACAAAUUUGAAGACCACAAGUCGGUCUUUAAAGAAGAGAGGAAAAUAUCAGGGCUAUUAUUCAUGGGUUUGUGGAAGAAUUUUAUGUUUGGAAGAUUGACAAGUAAAAGCAGGCUACCAAUAUGGACCAGUACUGCAGGGCUUCCACAGUCUUUGGCAGAAGCUGUGCGCGAAGAGGAGACUUGCUCUCUCCGUUUGCCUAUGGCCGCCACCAAAGCAUCAGCCAUCUUUCCUCUGCUGCUGCUACUGCCACUGCUGCAUCUCCUCUCUUCUGGAUUCGCAGCUGCAGGACAAGAAGAUUGCCCUCCAUUCUCCUGUGGGCAGCUCCGGGACGUCAAAUACCCUUUCCGUCGCAAAGAUGAUCCAGCUAUCUGCGGGAACACAACCUACCAACUCAGCUGCGACGCCAACAGAUCUACCAUCAGGAUUGGCUCUGCGGACUACUUCGUCACUCAGAUAUCGUACCUAUCGUCCUAUGAUACUUGGAUCCGGCUGGUGGAUCCUAACCUCGCCAAUGGAAGUUGUCUCCCUGCCCAACCUUUAUCGCCCACCAACUUGUCGACCGCGGAAUUCGAUUUAUAUUCAAAUUACUGGGCCAGUUUCAUGAAUUGCAGCGAGACGAUCCAGAACGACACACGGUAUCACCUCCUUUCAUGUCUGGGCCGCAAGGACACGUAUGUCUAUGUCAUCGUAGCCCCAGAAGCAGAUGAACUGCUCUACCUUCAUCCGUGGUGCGAGUAUCUAUCAAUGAUUCCGGUCGCUAAUGAUGCAUCUUUGUUCGACGAUCCACCGAGUUCAGCGAUCGACGCAUUCAGCAUCCUGCAGAAGGGGUUCGAUUGUUAUAUAAGUUCAGAGAUAAGUACUAAUUCAAAUAUUUCAGGAUCAGAUGGAAGCAGUCCUGACUGGAAAUCUCCCUUAAUUCACGAAUGUCUGAAAGAAGCCACAAGCAUGUUCUCCGACCUAAUAACCAGCAAGCAGCUACUAUCCAUCGUCUCCUCCGUGGUCAGAAGCGAGACUCAUUUCCCAGCCUGCGUGGAGGAUUACUUCAACAGCACUUUCAUUUAUGGGAUUACCAUUGCUGUAACCGUACUCAGUCUGAUUGUACAGCUCUUGAUAGUACUGUUGAUACUAUGCCGGUUCGUGAUGCCGCCGAUCAUACUCUGUGUCUUCCUUGCUCACAAACUGUGGGUCAGCCGAGCCUCCGUGGACACCGUGGAGAAGUUCCUCCGCGCUCAGCAAACGCUGACGCCCACCAGGUACGCCUACACCGACAUCGUCGCCAUCACACGGCACUUCAGGCAGAAGCUAGGCCAGGGAGGGUUCGGAUCCGUGUUCAAGGGCGAGCUCGCCGGUGGCCUUCUCGUGGCCGUCAAACUGCUCGGCAACUCCAAAUGCAACGGCGACGAGUUCAUCAGCGAAGUCUCCACCAUCGGCAGGAUCCACCAUGUGAAUGUGGUGAGGCUGGUCGGCUACUGCGCCGAGGGAUCCAAGCGGGCGCUCGUCUACGAGUACAUGCCCAAUGGCUCCCUCGACAGGUACAUCUUCGCUUCCAAACCAACCACGGCCCGCACUUUUACCUCGGAAAAGCUCAUCGACAUAGCCAUGGGCGUCGCCCGCGGCAUCCACUACUUGCAUCGAGGGUGUGACAUGCAGAUUCUGCACUUCGACAUCAAGCCUCAUAACAUUCUCCUCGACCGCAAUUUCACGCCCAAGAUUUCUGAUUUCGGACUCGCAAAACUGUAUCCAAAGGGCAACAGUCUGGUGUCAGUCAGUGCCGCCAGGGGGACGGUGGGAUACAUAGCUCCCGAGUUGAUCUCCAGGAGCUUUGGAAUCAUAUCGCACAAAUCAGAUGUCUAUAGCUUUGGGAUGCUGCUGAUGGAGAUGGCAGGAAGGAGGAGGAACGUGGAUCCUCGUGCAGAGAAUUCGAGCCAGGUUUACUAUCCUUCGUGGAUAUACGAUAAGCUCGCUCGGCAGCAGGAGAUCCAAUUCGACGACACCUCGGAGAUAGAGGAGUUGGAGAAGAAGCUGGCGGUGGUUGGAUUGUGGUGCAUCCAAAUAAAGCCAUCGGAGAGACCGACAAUGGCAAAGGUGUUGGAAAUGCUGGAAGCUGAUGCGAGCAGCCUACCGAUGCCCCCCAAACCCUUCUUUUCCUCCGUGGAUUCCACUUCAGAAACAAAGACUUGCUUGGUUUCAUCUUCCGCUGAGCUAUCCAUCAUCUCGGAAUGAAAAAUCAUUGUUCAAACGAGUAGAAAUAAGCAAUUGGAAUGGUGCACUGCAAUAAAGAAUCCGAGAAGAGGCAACAUGCCAUAAAGGUGGAUCAGUCAACGAGUCCUGUUUGGUUCGUCUAAUGUAGUUAUGAAGAACUCAGCUUUUGCCUGAAGACUACGAAAAUUAAUUGCCUGUUGUUUACAUCUCAUUUCUAUAUAGUUAUCGAUGUGGAGAAAUCAUUCUCUCUUCCGAUGUACUAUUUAGUCGCGUAACACUGGUAAUUUAGUCGUACUAGUUAGUUCUUCCAGUGCUAUAAUUGCUUGUCUUUGAACACUAUAUUGCUUUUCCUUUCCCUGCCAAGAACAGAGCUAUCAGUAUAAUUUCUUGUCUUCGAACACUGCAAUGCUCAGCCUUUCCCCUCCAAGAACAUAGAACUAUAAAUGUAUACAUGUAGCUUGAUCAAGUUACAAGAUCUAGAUCUCUUAGGUGCCACAGAUUCUGUUCUCAAGCAUCUUAAAGAACUCAUCGAGGAGAAAAAAAAGUAUCUAAUCAGCAGACUUGAGUACAUUUCUUUGUUUCUGUGUACUAAUGAUGGUUUGGAUGAAGGAGAGAGAGACCACCUCAGCGAGUAAAUUCAUGUUCUUCAGCUAAUCAUUGCAGAUUUCCAACUCAUUAAUUGCUGAGAUCUGUGAACUUGCAUGGUUGGUGGCUUAUUAUUUUCAAGCUUCCUAUUUUUCUUAUAAUUCUUUUAACAUCAUUGAGUGAUCGUGUGGGACAUCAGUCAUCAAAUUUAGAUCAUGUCGAAAACUCCAAUAUCAAUCAAGAAUUCACUUUCAUUAAGGAAAUGAUUUAUGGUCCACCAUAUUGUCACUUUCCAUCCACUAAUUGAGAUUGAAGUAGCAGAAGACAAAUCAACUUUGAAGCUUCUUAUGGAGGAUUUUUGACAGAAAUGUGAAGAUACAAAGCAUCAGAUGCAUGAUUAGUAUGUGUUGAUGAAACAUUCCUGUGUCUCAGGCUCAACCACAUCACAUCGAAACCAUUGGCAGUGUGACCGUAAGAUGGAUCAUCAGAAAGAGAACAAAAAAUGAAGGAAGAAGAAGAAAUGAACAUGCACUUGUGUGCUUCUACUGACGAAGAAGAUCCAUGGUUUUGAGCAAGAAAGGCCUGAACCUGUUCACAUCGAGCCUCACGUUCUGCUUCGCCAAGUACACCUCCCCCAUCUUGAAGAAGCCUUGCCUGUGAAGUGACUGUGGGUCUGUGAACACCGGAUGAUCUCUGGGGUACAGCUCCAGCAGCGUGCUCUCCUCCACCGUGAUGUUGUACUCCAGGUAGUGCAGCCCGGCGUCCGAGGACGGGAAUCUGAAGGUGUGCGAGGCCAUGCCCUCCAGCUCACAGCAGGGGACGAUCUGUAUCAGCACGGCGUUCUUGGGGAGGAAGACGAAGUUGGUGAGCCCGGCGCCGUGCACUCCCAUGAUCGCGUCGCACGAGUUCACCACGCUCGCGAACCCCGCGACGUCGCCGAACUUGGCGUCCGUCCUCACCACCUCGAAGCCCGACGCCUCCGCCAUCCGGACGAUCUCCGGUACGUUGGUGAACCUCCGCUUGCCCUUUCUCUCCACCACCAGUAGCCUCGGCUUCUUGGUUGGGUGCUCGCGCAAGCUGAUCGCGUGGUCUCGCGGCAGGGAGUAGGUGCCCCUCAGGAACUCGGUGAAGUCGAGCAUGGAGUAGGCGUUGGGAGCUUGAGCGGGCUCGAUGAUGAGGUCGUUGUGGAAGCGGAGGCCGACCAAGACGUGCGGGUGGCAGAGGACUUCGUCGCUGUGGUCGAGAUCGACGAGCUCGUACCGGGUGAGCCUCUUGAUGAUGGGCUGGUACUUGUGGAGCCACCACGGCUGGAUGUUGGUGAUGAGGAACUGGACGUCGCCGUCGAACUGCCGGGCCGUCAAGAACAGAGGGAGCAGCACGUCGGUGAAGUCGUGGUAGUAGUUCCCGGUGAAUCCACCGAGCGCGAACACGAUGGCUGGGACUGCCUGGUUGACGGUGCACCGGGGGAGGAUUGCGGAGGCGCCGCCGUUUGCCGUUGCUCUCACCGUGACCUUGGGGAUGUUCUCCAUCUGCUUGCGGACGUAAGGCACGACCUUCCAUUGUUCUUCCCUUGGUUGAUGGGGGGAAACGAACACCACGGAUGAGGACUUGCCGUGGAUUCGAACGUCGCCCUUCAUCUCGCAGAAUUCAGUUCUCGGAUUGUUUAAGUCGCAGAUUGGCUUCGUCAUCUGAAUCAUUCUGUCUUCUCUUUUUGGAGCGUGAAUCUUUUCGGCUUCUGAGCAGCAUCAAGCUCGUGUUGUUAUGUUAUCAUUGAAGUAGAUGGAUCCAAUUUGGCUAAGAUGAUCGAGCAUACCUGGUUGCUUGGGUUCUCUCUUCCCUUCCUUGGUGAUUGAGUGGGGAAUAGUGGAAGAGUUCUUGCGGUGCACGCUCUCGUCUGCAGUGUUUCCAUGCUGAUCCUCUGUCUUUCUUCCUCGUUCUGCAAGAGAGAAAGAAGACGAUAUCUCAGUGGAAUUAAUCCUAAAUGAUUGGAAGAAGAGAUUGCAUUGAGUUCAGACGGGUCCAGAACUCGGUGUGCUCUCCAAAACAGGGAUCAUUGACUUCCUGGUUUCUUCCUCUUCUCAGGGCACAUGGCUCUCUGUGUCCUCUCUCUCUCUCUCUCUCUCUCUCUCUCUCUCUCUCUCUCUCUUAGUAUGCUUUCAAGAUGAAGCAAUGUCGAUAGUUCUUCUUACCUUGAUUUUGUAGUCUAAUUUUGCCUUCCACCGCUUCGGUGUCGCGAACUCUGUAGGCUACAGAUGGCUGCUGAUCAACUGCAGAACAAGAGAAACAGAACAAAUAAGGAUCCAACGAUCUCUGCGUCUCAAAACUUCUAUAGACAUAGAGAUUACUACAAGAAGAAGAAUAGCAGAACAACAAAAGGAAUCGAGGGAGGAGAGAAGACUCACCGGAAGUCUCCGACAUGGAGAUGAAGUAUGUUAAGAUGACCACGCAGCAUCCCACGAGCAACGCCAAACCGAGCUUCCGUGCCUCGAACCGACUCAAGUUCCGAACUACAGUCUUCUCGUAUCCCAUCUUCCGGGCGUCGCCGCCGCUGGUGGAAGCUUCAGCUGAAAGGAAUCACCGGUGGUGAAGGGGAGAGUUGUACGGAACACACAGCAAGAAAGCUCUUCUUUUCCCCCCGCUUGCUGCCAAAGCCUGGUUGGGAAUUCUCCUGUGGAAUGGAUCUGUGGGCUCUCUCUCUCUCUCUCUUCUUCUUCUUCUUCUUCUUCUUCUUCUUCUUCCAAACCCUGUGUAGCUUUGAGAGAGAGGAAUGGGUGCAAGAGGUUGCAUUUAAAUAUAUCUCCAAAAAAGAUACUCUUCAUCUAAGGAGAUGUAAAACAUUGACUAGUCUGCUUGAGGAAUUAGUCAUCUCCAGUAGGCAAAUCUCAAAUGUUCAUUUUCCAGAAUUCCAAAUCAAAAAAAAUACACCUUUCUACUUUGUA